Harmonia axyridis is the source of this 624-nucleotide messenger RNA. RefSeq lists its product as uncharacterized. NCBI's taxonomy places the organism in Eukaryota, Metazoa, Arthropoda, Insecta, Coleoptera, Coccinellidae. The transcript is spliced from 3 exons. Gene Ontology annotation, cellular component: ciliary base. The coding region runs from base 157 to 558 and encodes 133 amino acids. The record is from RefSeq and is a predicted model, not a curated record.
UCAAUAAUAAUUUCAGUUAAUACGGAGAUCCAUCAAUUUUCAAUUAGAGAUUUGUUUUCAAAUUUCAACCGUGAUGCCAAGUAUCUUUUUAGUUUUUUUCAUUCAUUAAAUUCGUGUUUCAUUUUUUAAAUUCGUAAUACACAGUUGUUUAGCAAGAUGAUGAAAAGCGUGGGAUAUGAAAAAUUUCUGAAAGAACGUUAUACUAAAGAAGAUGAAUAUUUCCAAGUAUAUGAUACAUAUACGCCAAAUUAUAAUAGACAAAUUAUCACGAAUAAAUUUUACUCCAAGUAUGAAGUGAUUGAUUUGUCUAAAGCUGAUCCAAUAAUCGUAAAAAACAUAAACAGAGCUAAGGAAAGUACUCCUAAGGACAGAAAACCAUAUGCUGAAACUGUAAACCAAAGUUAUGGAUGGUUUUCAGAACCCCUUGUGCCUUUUGAUAGAAAAGAUCCCAGAUUUUACAUUCCGCGUACAGAGGCCCCAUUCAUUACACAAGAAAUCAGAAUUAAAAAUGAUGUUUGUAGUAAAAGAGUAGUCGGAUCCACUUCAAUGAAACUCUAAGUCAUUGUGCAUAAAUUAUUGAAUAUAUUAUAUUGGUAUCCUUCAUUAAAAUUAAGAUAAACACCA